AUGUUAGUCUCUUUGUUUAUCCUUGCAUCGUUAUGCAAUAUUGUCAAUGCUGAUAAUGUUCUCGUUAUAAACGUUUGCUCUAUUCCUGUGCCAAAUGGACAAAAUUUUGUACAAAGGCCUUCAGUACCUGUCGAUAACUGCCAAGAUCGUGAUCCGCCGGCAUGCUUUGAAAUAUUCAAGCUCGAAAAUGCGGAUAUAGCAGUAUACGCACAAAAUCUUAUGCCGUAA
Dracunculus medinensis (Guinea worm) is the source of this 228-nucleotide messenger RNA. The record is from the annotation of a GenBank genome assembly. NCBI's taxonomy places the organism in Eukaryota, Metazoa, Nematoda, Chromadorea, Rhabditida, Dracunculidae.